Aspergillus tanneri is the source of this 192-nucleotide messenger RNA. RefSeq lists its product as uncharacterized. The coding region runs from base 1 to 192 and encodes 63 amino acids. The record is from RefSeq and is a predicted model, not a curated record. The transcript is spliced from 2 exons. NCBI's taxonomy places the organism in Eukaryota, Fungi, Ascomycota, Eurotiomycetes, Eurotiales, Aspergillaceae.
AUGGCUCCAACACGUAGGCACUCCGAAGACACGAUCCCACAUCAUCCCACGGCAGUGCACUGGAAGACCUCGGUAGACAUUAGGUUAAAUAGCGGUCUGCUACCGCAAUACAUUCCUUCAGAAGACUCAAUAGAAUUCCCUCAGUCCUCCCCAGGGCCCCGUCCCCUAUUCGACUGUCCCUACAGCUCAUAG